CGAACAACGCCCUCGAGCAAGAACUGGAGCAAACAUUGGUACUAAAUUAUUUGGGAUACUCGGUAGUCUGCCUUGUGGCGUACGAAUUCGUCAUAACACUCGACAGAGAAAUAGCCGUCAUAUGGAGGAGGAAGUUUACGGCGACGACGCUGCUGUUGCUGAGCGUUCGGUGGCUCAUGCUUUUGGAUCCAAUUCCGGGAGCUAUUAGUGGGCGGACUUCGUGCCUCCCGCUUAAUACGCUUAGAGAACUAGCAUACGUGAUAGUCGUCGCCCAGACUGCACUAUUCUCCGCUCUGCGAGUAUAUGCACUUUGGCGAGGGUCAAGAUUAAGUUUGGUUGGGUGCAUACGAGCAUCGCGUACCAGAAUAUUCCACCGUUCGGUUCUACUUGUGCCACCUUCAUCAAUGUCUCACAGAAGAUCAACAAUGAGUUGCUCUAUCUCACCAGAAGCAGCGCAAUCGCCGUUGAUGUCGUCGUCCUCGUGCUGACGUGGGCGAAGUCGUUCGGGCUAUUCCGCCAGAUGCGACGGCUCAAACUCAGUUCGUCUACUAUUACGACCGUGCUGCUCCGAGACGGGACACUCUACUUUAUUGCUCUUCUGGGCGUCAAUAUUCUGCAGCUUCUGACCUACUCGGACAGGUUCUCGAACGGCAGCUAUGCAGAUGGCUUUCUCCAGUCUAUGCCCUCUCUGCUGAUGCAACGCUUCAUGCUCAACCUUCGCCAACCCGAUCACUCCACUGGUGAGAGCGAAUUAGACGAGGGCCACAGUUCCAGCCUCUCUCUGAGCUUCAGGAGGUCCUCCGGAUUUCUUGGAAAUAUCGGAGAGCCCUUGGACCAUAGCCAGUCAGAGUAUUUACAAGACGACGGCGACCAUGACGUCUAUUGCGCCACUGAAGAUUCACAGAAUCGACUGGGAGAGAGCUUCGUGCAGCAUGCGGGCCCGCAGUGCGCGCCGCACGCUGACUUGAUUCAUAUAAGCCAAGGGGAGCCAGCCUCGCUCGUCUCUGCGGCCGUGACCCCAACGCCGGCCCCCGCAGAAUCCUUGGUGUUCGUCAAUCAGGUUAUGCAAGGUUGAGCCGCAACAGUCGCAUAUGACGAGCCCAUUCAGCAGACAAGCCGCUUUUGUGUCGAAGAGGCCGUUUCUACAAGUUGUCGUAUAGCGCUCUGCUUCCGUCUUUUCCUAGCUUUCUGUCCCGAUAUUACCUCUCUCAGGCUCGCUUGAAUCGGACUAGAAGUUGUACCGAUUCUUCAUUGAUCUGUGUGAUAUACUGUCUUCAAAUGUUGCCGUUUCGAGUAUUUAUGUAUUAUUAGGCUUGUUUGGCGGAUGCUUUGGUGCGAAGCACGAUUACGCGCUUUAUGUAAUUUGAGCUGAAACCACGACUCGUGCAGUCCGCAGAGCCUCAGCAAUGCAGAACAGCCGCCCUUGGCGCGAAAUCUCGGUUGACUGGCGAACCGAAUCGCCGCUGACCUUCCGCAACUUGGGA
This is a messenger RNA of Phanerochaete carnosa HHB-10118-sp, 1484 nucleotides long. RefSeq lists its product as uncharacterized. The record is from RefSeq and is a predicted model, not a curated record. The coding region runs from base 521 to 1075 and encodes 184 amino acids. NCBI's taxonomy places the organism in Eukaryota, Fungi, Basidiomycota, Agaricomycetes, Polyporales, Phanerochaetaceae. The transcript is spliced from 12 exons.